AUGCCCCGGUUUCUUCGGCCCAAACUGGCCUGGUCGCGCGCUUUCUCAUUCCCUAGGGCCGUUGGUCUGCAUCCAACUCUGCUUCUGCAUGCAACCAACCAGUUCGAGUCUGCCUCUCCCAGGCCUCGACGAAACGUCGAAACAAAGUCAAAACCUUGGAUCGGGGCCCGUCCCAUCGACCGCUCGUCACCCUCGACGCUACUCGCCUCCGCCCUCGACACCCUCGCCCGGCGAGCCCCUGCCAUCCCCCCGACUCGACUGAUUGUCGCGGCGCGGAAGAGUCUGGUCGGCGGACGAAAUCCUCCUCGUCCUGCUGCCCGCCGCCCCAUCGCUAGGCCCGUCCCCGUGGUCGUGCUACCCCGUCCCAGGCCAGGCCAGGCAGACCAGCGAACCGUUGAACUCGCCGCACCUGGCACCCGGCCCCAGCCUUUGCCAGUGCGCCGUUCGACCACUCGCCGUUUGCCGUUCACCCUUGGCCGUUCGUCGGUCGCCGUUCGCCAAUUCACCACCACUACCACCACCGUCGCCGCCAUCGCCAUCGCCAUCGCCCAUCCCAGCGCCGUGCCGACAUUGCCAUCGGCCUCAAGCCCUGACCGACGGCUCGCGACGACGGCUUCUCGCCUCGUGCCCCACCCUCCGGCCGCCUCCUCCCUCACCCUCGCUGCUCGUCGAGGCAGCCCGGGAGGGCAGCAUCGUGCGACGGCUACCCCGGCAUCGGCCGCGGCUUCGACCGGCACCAAUCGCUCCGUCCUGGGACGUCGAGUGCCCCGCCCGAUCCUCGAGAGCGGCACGCCUUCGUCGGCAACCGCCCUCCCCCUCCUCCUCCUCUCCUCCUGCGCCGUCGUGCGUCGACGAUUCGACGACGGCACCCGCGAGGCCGUCACGCCAGCGUCGCGCCGCAUCCGCUCGCCCCCGUGCGCGAGAGGAGGCCGUCUUGAUCCCGCAUCCGCCCGCUCGCUUCUCGCCCCGGCCCCGCGUCGCACCUCCUCGCCUUCGUCCGCGGCGUGCGACCGCCCGUCGAAUCCCGGAAGACCUGCCGUUGCCACCAUGGACCGACCGGCGUGCCACGUCAUCUACGUCAAUCGCGCCGCCGGUGACGAUGGCCUCCUUCAACCCGCGCCUGCCGCCGCCGGCGGCUACCUGUCCGGCGCGAAGCACGCGCGCCUCAGAGAAGCCGUGAAGCCGCUCCUCGACACCUUUGGUGACGUCCACGUCUGCGCCACCGGCGAAGCCUGCAUGUCGAAGCUGGCCCAGCUCCAGGACGGCUCCAUGAUUGACAUCAUCCCGACCCUCAUCCUUCUGGACACGCCGCCCGACGAGCCGGAGCAGGAGCUGGCGUCGCACACGCGCUCCUACGACCGGCCCGAUUCGCUCUGCCUACCCGACACGGUGGCCCUUCCGAGAGUCGGCGUCGAGCUGUACGGCCUCGCCCUGCUGCAGGCGGUCAUCGCGGAAGCCCGCAUGCGGAACAUGUCCAAGCUGAUCGUCCCCGUGCCCAUCGUCGGCUACUCGGAUCCUGCCGUCGACAUGCCCCUCGAACGGAUGACCGACGGCGCCGUCGACGCGCAGGCUGCCGACGCCGACGCCGACGCCGGCCUUCGGCAGCUGAUCAAGAGUUGCCUGGACCUCGGCGCCACCGAUGUUCUCAUCAGCCCCCUGAAUUCGAGGUCCGUCACGACGCUCGAGAUCUGCGCCUACAGGGCCCACAGGGAUGCCGCCAAGGAUCACCAGGCGCUCAUGGAAAUGUCCAAGAGUCGCAAGCGGUCCUGGGUCGGCGUCAACGAGCAGAAGCCCUUUGCGUACCUGCGCGAGGCCAUGGUGUCCGGCCUCAUGAAUGGCAUCUGCCGUUUGGACUCGGACGACACCCAAAUCGCCACGGCCCACAUCGUCGUCUCGCCGGACCGGCAGUCCUUCAUCGACGCCGCCAUCGACGACUGGCACUUUUGCGCCCAUGCCUUCUCCGACGACGAGCUAUUGGUCGCCUCUGUCACCAUGUUUGACCAUGCCCUCACGGCCGAGGGGCUUGAGCAGUGGAAAAUUGACAAAGAACAACUGAUGAGGUUUCUCGUCGCGUGCCGCGCGGCGUACAACAGCUUCGUUCCCUACCACAACUUUCGCCACGUCGUCGACGUGCUGCAGGCCACCUUCAGCUUCCUCGUCCACAUCGGAGCCCUGCCGCCGCACGCCUCGAGCCGUCAGCAGCUUCGCGGCGCCAUGUCCGACAAGUCCCCCAUGGCAGCCUUGGGCGUCGCCGACGUCAUGCCCGCGAUGCGAUACAUCGUCGACGAGCUCCAAAAGAACAAGACCUUCUUCAAGGCCAUGGUGGAGCUGGAGAAAUCCAAGAGCAAGCAGCCCAAGGCCGAGGCGGAUCAGAUGCCGCCGAUGCCGCCGAUGCCGCCGACGGGCCUGUGCGUGACGGUGACGGACAGCGCCGGCGGCGUCCCGCGGGUCCUGGCCGAGGUGACGGCGGCGUCGAACCCAUCACCCGCCGACGGCCACAAGACGAACGGCAUCGCGCCGGCGCCCGAUGCGGCCCGGUCACGCCAUCGGUGCGGCGAGGCGACCGAGGGCGGCGCGUCGGGCGCCUUGGCGGGAGACUGGCAAUCGCAGGCGACGAGCGCGACGACGGGAAAGGCGGCUCCGUCGCCGAGCACCCAAGGCACGAGCAUCGUCAGCAACGAGUCGACGGAGCCGACGGUCGGCGCGUCCCCCACCACCGUCACGGACAACAACGGUUCCACGGCGACGGUCGGCAGGCCCGAGGAGCAGGCGAACGGCGAGGAGUCGACCGAGGCGGCCCGCGCGCGAGAGUUGGAGGGCAAGUCUCUGAAGAAGAAGCCCAGCCGGUUCAAGAUGAAAGACUUUCCCUUCUUCCGCCGAAACAAGGGCCCCAUCCUGUGA
Messenger RNA from Drechmeria coniospora, 2901 nucleotides. RefSeq lists its product as uncharacterized. Gene Ontology annotation, molecular function: 3',5'-cyclic-nucleotide phosphodiesterase activity. Gene Ontology annotation, biological process: signal transduction. The transcript has 6 exons. Lineage: Eukaryota; Fungi; Ascomycota; Sordariomycetes; Hypocreales; Ophiocordycipitaceae. The record is from RefSeq and is a predicted model, not a curated record. The coding region runs from base 1 to 2901 and encodes 966 amino acids.